GCUUUCAUUCUACGCAAACCGACUCUGUUUUCAUGAACCCUCGUUCAUGCUCCUUACGAAAUCGAUGUUGUGAUUUCACCAUUUUUUUGGUGUGUUAAGCAGAGGAAAUUCAGAAGGCAUGGAAAAUUCCCAAGAUGAACCACUUCCUCCAGGUGUUCCUUCGUGGCCAAACUAUGCCCUUGCCGCUCCUUCACCUCAAUACCCUUUUCCUCCCAACGCCCCCAACAACCUUCAACAUGAAAUUAACCCUUCCAAUUCUAAUCUUACUGUGAACACUAGAGUGGAUGAUGCCACAGUUACAGUUUCAAAUAACAUCGCUUCGAACUACUAUGGAGCACAGUUCAAUGGGUCGCGCGACAUUGAUAUUGCUGCUCAGGAUGCAGUACUGCGCGAACAAGAAAUUGCGAUGCAAAAUGUCAUAAGGAGUCAAAGGGAGGGAAGAACUGCUGUUGCACCUAACGAGGACAAUUUGGAUAUAUUCUCGGAGCGGCGUGACCCCAACGCUUUGAAGGAGCAUCUGUUGAAAAUGGCCACAGAGCAUAGGGCUGAAAUGGCUGUGAAACGUGGGAAAGCUGCACGUGUGGAAGAAGGUAACACAGAAAUAGGCAAUGGAUAUGGUGUGCCCGGUGGAGGUGCCUAUUAUGAUGGUCCAAAACUUAAUACUGCUGCAGUAGGUAACAGUGCCAUCAGUCAGUCUGAUCCUAUACUCGAUAGAUGUUCAGAACAGAAACCUGCAGCUAAAGAAUUGCCUGAGUACCUCAAGCAGAGGUUGAGAGCUAGGGGUAUUCUUGGAGACAAUUCAUGCACGGCAGAUCUUAAAGCCACCGCAGAUGAAGUUACGGAAUAUCGAAAGUUGCCACCAGGAUGGGUUGAGGCAAAAGAUCCUGGAAGUGGGGCAUGUUAUUAUUAUAAUGAAAGUACAGGAAAGAGUCAAUGGGAAAAGCCUCAAGAAUCAUACUUAACUGAGCAAUCACCAUCAUCUUCACAUCUCCCAGAAAAUUGGGUGGAGUCAUUGGAUGAAACAACAGGUCAUAAGUAUUAUUACAAUACAAAAACUCAUAUAUCACAAUGGGAGAGGCCUAAUUUAGCUCACGAAGUUUCUGUUGGUGAUGGAUAUGACCAAUCAUCUAAUUUACCACGGUGCAUGGGAUGUGGUGGGUGGGGUGUUGGCCUUGUUCAAGCAUGGGGUUACUGCAAUCACUGUACAAGGGUUCUGAAUCUUCCUCAAUGUCAGUAUUUGUUCUCAAGUUUGAACAAUCAGCAAAGCAGUGCUGCACAUCCCUCUCAAAUUUCAGACAAUAAGUCUAACAAAGAGAGGUUAGUUGCAUGAAGAUCUGCAGUGCUAUUAAUUUUUUAACAAAAACUCAU
Messenger RNA from Vigna umbellata (rice bean), 1368 nucleotides. Its product is annotated as WW domain-containing protein. Gene Ontology annotation, molecular function: ribonucleoprotein complex binding; protein binding. NCBI's taxonomy places the organism in Eukaryota, Viridiplantae, Streptophyta, Magnoliopsida, Fabales, Fabaceae. Gene Ontology annotation, cellular component: cytoplasm; nuclear body. The record is from RefSeq and is a predicted model, not a curated record. Gene Ontology annotation, biological process: alternative mRNA splicing, via spliceosome.